GCGUAUCGCGUGUCGUCCCCAGCUGUGUUUGGCGUCUUCCUCGACGUGCUCUCCUCCUCGACGAGGCGCCGAAUCGUGAAGGAAAAGCGGCAGUCGCGUGUCGGCCAGCGGACAGAUCGGUGCAGAGCUUGAUGCGCCGCCUCAUCUCUGCAAACGCACUUGACACAAUUGCUUGCCAAUUGAGGAUCGAUGACUGAAAAAAUUUGCGGACACGAGCCUGCGGACUCGCGGAAUCUGGUGGAGCGUCGAUACCGGUGAAAUCGUCGAAUGAAAUGUCGUAAAGUAGCACGUCCGAAGAGGAGCGAUCGAGACUUAUCGAGGAUGUUGACCUGGUAGCGGGUGUCGAUCGACGGAGAAAAUCGUUCGCGCGUCAAAGAAUUCAGCGGUUGACGUUUGCGGUCCAGCUGUCGUCCAAUCGCAUCUCCGCCUUCGUCGCAUCCUUCAGUGGUGUGAAUCCAGUGAAUGGAUUCUUCAUGAGUGAUUGUUGCCGGAUCGAUUCGAUAGUCGGAAGAGACGAAUGGCCAGCGACGAGACGUCAUACUCCGAUGGGUCGCCCGUGAUCAGCGCGGAAUCGAUCAUCUGAUCGGCGCCGAGAAGAAUCCCGCGCACGCGAAUAAGGGCCUUGAUUUCCAGAGGAAACUGACGAGAAUGCCGAGGGAAAACAUGUGGCGGCAGAGGAGAGUGCCCGUUCCCAAGAGGACGAUCGAGUUGAUCGCUUUGGUGGCGAUUUCCAGUACGCUAUUUCUUUUUCUGCACACAAGAGAUUUACACUCGCGUCUGAAGAAGAUGGAAGUGCGUCUUCAACCGGGAGAAGACGAUGUGCUUUCGGCGAAUCAGCUUUCAUCUGAAGGCGUUCAAACGGAUUCCAACCCAAGCGGACUCAUCCAUUACUCGAAUGUGCAGCGUACUGUUACAGGAAAGUACGAGGAGCGAGAGACACUCGACAUUGAGGCCCUCAACAAUACGAGAAGGGCCGACCGGCAGGUCCUGUUCUUCAAUCGCGUGCCAAAAGUCGGUUCGCAGACCUUCAUGGAGCUGCUGAGAAGGUUGUCGAUAAGGAAUGCGUUUUCGUUCAACAGGGACCGCGUGCAGCGAGUCGAGACCAUACGUCUUGCGCCGAUCGAACAGCUUCAUCUUGCCAGGAUGGUCAGCAGUUAUUCAGAGCCAUCUGUCUACGUAAAGCACGUCUGCUUUACUAACUUCACAGAAUUCCAUCUACCAGAGCCGAUUUACAUCAACGUGGUCCGCGAUCCCGUGGAGAGGGUCAUAUCCUGGUAUUAUUAUGUAAGAGCGCCGUGGUAUUACGUGGAGAGGAAGCAGAUCUUCCCGGAUCUGCCGCUACCCGAUCCCAAUUGGCUUAAGAAGGACUUCGAGUCGUGCGUUCUUAAGGGCGAUCGAGAGUGUAGAUAUCUGGAGGGUGAAGUCCACGAAGGUAUCGGCGAUCAUCGCAGGCAAACGCUCUUCUUCUGUGGGCACAGCGAGAAAUGCACUCCUUUUAACACUGUGGGUGCUUUGGAACGAGCCAAACUGGCGGUGGAGAAGCACUAUGCAGUGGUUGGUGUCUUGGAGGACAUGAACACGACUCUCACGGUACUGGAAAAUUAUAUACCACGAUUCUUCCAGGGAGCCACCAAUGUUUAUUAUGAUCAAGUAAAUUCCUUCACGAGAAUCAACCGGAACUUCUUCAAACCGCCAGUCAGCGAGGAAGUGAAGAACCUGGUGCGCAGCAAUUUUACUCGUGAGGUCGAAUUCUACCAGUUUUGCAAACAACGACUUUACAGACAAUACAGAGCUCUCAAGUUGCAAUCCAACGUUCUGUGAUUGGCGAGCAAUCUCUAAAAAAGAUCUUCCGUCCAUUGUGUGAGUGUAUUUAUUAAAAGGUAGACGUGCGAAAAGCAUUACCAAGAAGGACGUAUCUCGAUAUAAGUGCAUUAAUUACAGUGAUUUGCUAAACAAGUAUGAUAGUUAGUUUUGAAGAAUUAUUAGUCUAUGAGAAUUUGA
Camponotus floridanus (Florida carpenter ant) is the source of this 2001-nucleotide messenger RNA. It is a transcript of the gene pip, whose product is annotated as heparan sulfate 2-O-sulfotransferase pipe. NCBI's taxonomy places the organism in Eukaryota, Metazoa, Arthropoda, Insecta, Hymenoptera, Formicidae. The record is from RefSeq and is a predicted model, not a curated record. Gene Ontology annotation, cellular component: membrane. Gene Ontology annotation, molecular function: sulfotransferase activity. Bases 649 to 1821 code for a protein of 390 amino acids. The transcript is spliced from 8 exons.